Molecule: messenger RNA, 2866 nt
Organism: Arvicanthis niloticus (Nile rat)
Lineage: Eukaryota; Metazoa; Chordata; Mammalia; Rodentia; Muridae
Gene: Nsun2
Product: NOP2/Sun RNA methyltransferase 2
Biological process (GO): tRNA methylation
Cellular component (GO): cytoplasm; nucleus
Molecular function (GO): tRNA binding; tRNA (cytidine-N5)-methyltransferase activity
Source: RefSeq, a predicted model, not a curated record
CUCGGGAUGCAGCCGGAAGUACAGCGCGCUUGCUGUGUGGUGGCUUGCUGUCUGCGAUCCGCGUGUUCAGCCGCGUGGGCCAUGGGGCGGCGGGCGCGGGGCCGGCGGUGCCAGCAGCCGACGCAGCCUGAGGGCGAGGAAGACGGCAGCGACGGCGGCAGAAAGCGCGGCCAGGCGGGCUGGGAAGGUGGCUAUCCCGAGAUCAUAAAGGAGAACAAGCUCUUCGAGCACUACUAUCAGGAACUCAAAAUCGUGCCGGAGGGAGAAUGGGACCAGUUCAUGGGCUCACUUCGAGAGCCUCUCCCAGCCACGUUGAGAAUCACUGGUUACAAAAGCCAUGCAAAAGAGAUUCUCCAUUGCUUGAAGAACAAGUACUUUAAGGAGUUGGAGGACCUGGAGGUGGAUGGACAGAAAGUUGAAGUCCCACAGCCACUAAGCUGGUACCCUGAGGAACUUGCCUGGCACACAAAUUUAAGUCGGAAAAUCUUGAGGAAGUCUCCAUUGCUGGCAAAGUUUCAUCAGUUCCUGGUCAGCGAGACUGAGUCUGGAAACAUCAGCCGCCAAGAGGCUGUCAGCAUGAUCCCCCCACUGCUGCUCAACGUUGAACCACAUCAUAAGAUCUUAGACAUGUGUGCAGCCCCUGGAUCCAAGACCACACAGUUAAUUGAAAUGUUGCAUGCAGACAUGAGUGUGCCCUUUCCAGAGGGAUUUGUAAUCGCAAAUGACGUGGACAACAAGCGCUGCUAUCUGCUCGUCCAUCAGGCCAAAAGGUUGAGCAGUCCCUGCAUCAUGGUGGUAAACCAUGAUGCAUCCAGCAUACCUAGACUGACAGUAGAUGUGGAUGGAAGGAAAGAGAUUCUCUUCUAUGAUCGAAUUUUAUGUGAUGUCCCUUGCAGUGGCGAUGGUACAAUGAGAAAAAACAUUGAUGUCUGGAAGAAAUGGACUACCUUAAACAGCUUGCAGCUCCAUGGCCUACAGCUUCGGAUUGCCACUCGAGGUGCUGAGCAGCUGGCGGAAGGGGGCAGGAUGGUGUACUCCACGUGUUCCCUGAACCCGGUGGAGGAUGAAGCAGUGAUAGCAGCUCUGCUGGAGAAGAGUGAAGGUGCUCUCGAGCUUGCUGAUGUAUCUGCUGAGUUACCGGGACUAAAGUGGAUGCCGGGAGUCUCACAGUGGAAGGUCAUGACUAGAGAUGGGCAGUGGUUUGCAGACUGGCAUGAGGUUCCCCAGGGCAGGCAUACGCAAAUCCGGCCUACCAUGUUCCCACCAAAGGACCUGGAAAAACUACAGGCAAUGCAUCUAGAGCGAUGCCUUCGAAUACUGCCCCAUCAUCAGAAUACUGGAGGGUUCUUUGUGGCAGUAUUGAUCAAGAAAGCACCAAUGCCGUGGAACAAACGUCAGCCCAAGGUACAGAGUAAAUCUGCAGAGGCCAGAGAGCCCAGGGCAUCUAGCCCUGCGACAUCCACAGAGGGAAAUCCCAGUGACCCGUCUGAGCUGGGAAAUCAGAUGAUCACUGGAACUGGUGACUCGGAAGGAGCUCAUACCACUGAGAACACAGAGAGUAACGAGAAGAAAGAUGGCGUGUGUGGCCCUCCUCCAUCAAAGAAAAUGAAGUUGUUCGGAUUUAAAGAAGAUCCGUUUGUAUUCAUUCCUGAAGAUGACCCUUUAUUCCCACCUAUCGAGAAGUUUUAUGCUUUGGAUCCUUCGUUCCCGAGGAUGAAUUUGUUAACGCGAACCACAGAAGGAAAGAAGCGGCAGCUUUAUAUGGUGUCCAAGGAGCUGAGGAAUGUCCUGCUGAACAACAGCGAGAAGAUGAAGGUUAUUAACACUGGGAUAAAAGUCUGGCGUCGAAAUAACAGUGGUGAAGAGUUUGACUGUGCUUUCCGUUUGGCCCAGGAGGGAAUAUAUACACUGUAUCCGUUUAUCAAGUCAAGAAUCAUCACUGUAUCAAUGGAAGAUGUGAAGACACUGUUGACCCAGGAGAACCCAUUCUUUAGAAAACUGAGCAGUGAGGCCUACAAUCAAGUCAAGGACCUCACAAAGGGGAGUGUUGUGCUGAAGUAUGAACCAGACUCUGCGAAUCCAGACACCCUCCAGUGCCCCAUUGUGCUGUGUGGGUGGCGGGGAAAGACCUCUAUUCGAACUUUUGUGCCCAAAAAUGAGCGGCUUCAUUAUCUCAGGAUGAUGGGUGUGGAGGUAUUGGGAGAAAAGAAGAAUGAGGGUGUCAUUCUUACCAACGAGAGUGCUGCCAGCCCAGAGCAGCCUGAAGACGAGGAGGAUGCCAAGCAGACAGCAGAAGACUCCUGCAUCCCAGACUCUGCCACUGCAUGUGACCCAGGGGCAGCUGAGCCAUCCCGGUGAAGAUGUCUCCACACUGAAUUGUACCAUCCCUUGUUGUUGGAGACCAAAUCUAGAAUGUCCUUAGCUGCUGGGACCUGGAAAUGAGUGUGUGGCCACAGUCUGGGGAGAGCUGUAUUUUCUGGCAUUUAGGAGUUGCUGUUGCAGAGUGGAUACAUGUUUCUGCUGUUAAAGGCAAAUGCAACACAGCCUUUGCAGAAGUGCAGAUCCCUUGUUGGGCCAAUGUUGGCCUAGUCUUCUAAAGUUACAGUAAAACUCUACAGUCUUGGGGAGCAGCUCUGUGCUAUAAUACUUGUCGGGCUGCACAUCAGUGUGUUGUGCAGUCACAUUGACACUGAGGGCUCCGGUGACUUCUGUGCCUUUGUGAUAAAGGGUGAGGUAAGCCGUCCCUGAGGGAAGGCUGUUGAAUCAUGAGAGCAGUUUUGGGGACCGUUUGUGCUUAUCCUGGAGGUGCUUUAAGUGCGGUGGAGAUUGCUUGGGUCAUGAAAUAAAGAACUAUUAUGAUAAUGUG